This is a messenger RNA of Tinamus guttatus (white-throated tinamou), 1875 nucleotides long. The record is from RefSeq and is a predicted model, not a curated record. Lineage: Eukaryota; Metazoa; Chordata; Aves; Tinamiformes; Tinamidae.
AUGAGCGUCGCCAGCUCGCAGGAUGACGAGGAUGCUUUUAAAAUACUAAUUGCAACUGAUAUCCAUCUUGGGUAUUUGGAGAAGGACCCAGUACGUGGAAAUGAUACCUUUGUAACUUUUAAUGAGAUCUUGGAGCAAGCUCAGAAAAAUGAAGUGGACUUUGUUUUAUUAGGUGGGGACCUUUUUCAUGAAAACAAACCUUCCAGAAGAACAGUACACUGCUGUCUAGAGUCACUAAGGAAAUACUGCAUGGGUGAUCGUCCUGUUCACUUUGAAAUUUUGAGUGAUCAAGCAGUUAAUUUUCAUUUUAGCAAGUUUCCAUGGGUGAACUAUCAGGAUGGAAAUCUCAACAUUUCUAUUCCGAUUUUUAGUAUUCAUGGCAAUCAUGAUGAUCCCACGGGGGUAGAUGCACUGUGUGCAUUGGAUAUUUUAAGCUGUGCAGGGUUGCUGAACCACUUUGGACGUUCAUCUUCUGUAGAGAAAAUAGAUAUUAGCCCCAUUUUAUUGCGUAAAGGCAGAACAAAAAUUGCACUCUAUGGCCUAGGAGCCAUUCCAGAUGAGAGAUUGUAUCGUAUGUUUGUCAAUAAACAAGUAACCAUGCUGAGACCAAAGGAAGAGGAGGAUAGUUGGUUUAACUUGUUUGUGAUUCACCAAAAUAGGAGCAAACAUGGACCCACCAACUACAUUCCAGAACAAUUUUUAGAUGACUUUCUUCAUCUUGUUAUAUGGGGUCAUGAACAUGAGUGUAAAAUAGCUCCCACCCAAAAUGAACAGCAGCGUUUCUAUGUUUCUCAGCCUGGAAGUUCAGUGGUGACAUCUCUGUCCCCUGGAGAAGCUGUGAAGAAACACAUUGGUUUAUUGCAUGUUAAAGGGAAGAGUAUGAAAAUGGAGAAGAUUCCUCUAGAGACAGUGCGAAGUUUCCACAUGGAGGAUGUUGUUCUAGCUGAUUAUCCGGAUCUUUUUAAUCCAGACAAUCCUAAAGUAACUCAGGCAAUACAAGCAUUCUGCAUGGAGAAGGUUGAAAUGAUGCUGGAUAACGCAGAAAGGGAUCGUCUGGGAAAUCCACGCCAACCAGAGAAGCCUCUUAUAAGAUUACGAGUUGAUUAUACGGGAGGCUUUGAACCGUUCAGCGUCCAUCGUUUUAGCCAGAAGUAUGUGGAUAGGAUAGCUAACCCGAAAGACAUCAUACACUUUUUCAGGCAUCGUGAACAAAAAGAGAAGAACGAGAGUGAUCUUAAUUUUGGAAAACUGGUUAGGAGACCUUCUGAAGGGAUGACACUGAGAGUGGAGGACCUUGUAAAGCAGUACUUCCAGACAGCAGAGAAGAAAGUGCAGCUUUCACUUCUAACUGAAAGAGGAAUGGGAGAAGCAGUGCAGGAGUUUGUGGACAAAGAAGAAAAAGAUGCCAUAGAAGAGUUGGUGAAAUUUCAACUGGAAAAAACACAGAGGUUUCUUAAGGAGCGUCGCACUGAUGCAGAAGAAGAAAAAAUAGAUGAGGAGGUGCGAAAAUUUAGGGAGAGUAGAAGAAAGAAUGCUGAAGAAGAGGAUGAGGAAGUCCGCGAGGCAAUGACCAGGGCUAGAGCGCACAGGUCUGAGGAUACAAUUCUUGCCUCUGCCUCAAGUGAUGAGGAACUCAUGGAUACGGGGAUCAAAGCCCCUGGAGAUUCAGAUGAUGGCCUCCCUUCAACCGCAAGUCGAGGAAGGGGUCGGGGAAGAGGUAGGGCAAGAGGUGCAAGAGGACAAGCUUCGGCAGCAAGAGGAUCAUCUCAAAGGAGAAGAGGAAACACUAGCCAAGAACCAGCUACUAGUAGCAGAACAUACAAGCCUGUGUCUGUGCCUGCUAAGAACAUGUCUAUCGUGGAUGGUAUGUCUACA